Messenger RNA from Mytilus trossulus (common blue mussel), 2227 nucleotides. Its product is annotated as alpha-protein kinase 1-like. The coding region runs from base 48 to 1676 and encodes 542 amino acids. Lineage: Eukaryota; Metazoa; Mollusca; Bivalvia; Mytilida; Mytilidae. The transcript has 5 exons. The record is from RefSeq and is a predicted model, not a curated record.
AUUUAUUUCAUUUUUAACAUGCACGGUCAUUAAGAAAUAUUAUCACAAUGGCGGCCUAUAUGUUGUGUUUUGGGAUCUUUUCAUUUUUUCUCGUUUCAAUCCAAGGACAAAAGACAACCAAAACCAUCAGCGUUAACAAUGGAAAAAGGGCAUUUGUGUUCAGUGCAAAGAACCAGUUUAGUUUUCCAGGACCUAAAGAAACCGGAAGUACAGUUGGUGGUCAGACAAGUUCAUCGACCAGUACAAAUCAACAACAAAGCCAAUGGAAACAACAACUUCCGGUAAAUUAUGAACCUGGAAAAACACAACAACAACAACAACAACAACAAUUGCUGCAUAAUAGUCCUUCGCAGGAGCUUAUUCAACAAAACCAACAAAAAUUUCCCAACUCAAUUAAUCCGAUGAAUUCACAAGGAUUUCAAAGAAAUCGCAAUUUUGGAAUGGGAAUGAAUAACCAGCAGAUGAACCAAAAUACAUUCCAACAGCGACAACAACAGCAGCUACAACAAAUACAACAACAACAACAACAACCACAACAACAACAACAGCCUCAACAACAUCAACAACAGCCGCAACAACAGCCACAACAACAACAACAGCAGCAGCAACAUCAACAACAACAAAAUUUCGGUCAGCAGCAACCAGGUCAACCUCAAAGUAGUAAUACGAACCAGGGUCAGCAAUUUUUUCGACAACAACCCCAACAGCAACAGCAACAACAACAGCAAUUUAAUCAGAAUCAUAUGAAUAACAUUCCAAACGGACAUCAGCCUUUUGGAAAUCCCCAAAAUAACAAAUUUAACCAAUUCGGUAGUCAGCCUAAUGGAAAUGGUGUUUCAGUACUUUCGCAGAGUAGACCUGCUAAUGGUCCUCCUUAUCAAGGAAUGCAAGGCAUGCCACAGAAUCAGAAUGGCUUUCAAAACAAUCAACCACAAGGUCACAUGACUCAAUAUAAUCCACAACAACAACAACCAGGAAAUACAAUGUUCAAUCAAAUGCCAUCACAUGGACAAAUGGCUGGACCGCAACAUGGUCAAAUGCCAAUGCAAAACAUGGGACAGGGUAUGCAAAUGCCCGGACCACAAGUUUCUGGUCCAAUUCAAAGUCAGUCAGUAAAUGUAAUGCCUGGACAAACUGGACCAUCAGCGUCAACAGCAAUGGGCCAGCAGUUAAAUGUACAGGGACAAAAACCUUACAUGGGCCCUGGACAACCCUUUCAAUCCAAUCCUAAUCUGGCAGUAAUCGAUCAUCCAGUCAAGCCAACGACAACACCUAAACCACCAUCGUCGACAGUGGAUGGGGAAGGACUGGUUUGUAUGACCACUGCUGACUGUGAAGUGGGUUGUUGUUUUAAUACCACAGGACAGUUGUUAGAUACUACAACAUAUGGUGCUGGUGGUCCACAGGAAGGACGAGCUUCUGGAAAAUGUUUUAUAAAAUCUCCCGGACUUGGUGAUGUUUGCGAUGAUUUAUGUCCAUGCACAAUGGGCCACACGUGUUACAGACGUUAUACUCCUAAUUAUCCUCAACCUGGAAAGGCACCACCUCCUCCAAUUGAUCCAGAGACUGCACCUAAACCACAGAGAGCAUGUCUUCGAGCAGGUGUUGUCGACGCUGAAAGAUCCGUGUUUUGGCAGUGUUAUUUUGAUGUUGCCUGUUCUGGGCCCUUACCAUAAUUGACAAGACAAUUACUGUGUUGCAUAUUUCCUUAUUUGAGUCUUUAAUGCAUUGUUGCCAAUCAUAUUUUUCUCUAAAUUGCAAACAUUACAUAGAAGUAACGAUGUUUAAGAAGACAUUAUUCGUUACGUGUAUUCAUUACAUUGUACAUGUCUGUGAUCUUUGCGGUACGAUUUUUUGACUGCCGUCUUUCAUUUAUUUUAUGUAUGAAAUGAACUAUUUUUAUCAGACUGAUGAUACGUACGUGUAAUAAUAUGCCCAAAUCUUUUCAAAUCGACUAAGUUUAUUUCUUAUUGUAGGGAUCAUUAAAAAACACGUGAAAGACUCGCUGUAUUGAUUAUGACGUUGCUUUUAAAGAUAAAUACUGUAUAGAACAUCGACCGAUAUUAGAGUGAAGAAUAGCAUGAUAUCUCAGCAGUUUCAAUUCUUAAGAUAUGCAUUCAGUGAAUUAUCUUUAAUACGGUAUAGUUUAAUAUCGUUAUGUGGAUGCUUGUGUAUUUUGAAGUCUAUUAUACCGUUAUUUCGGAAUAAAUUGCUUUGAUUUCAUGUG